CACUCAUGUGGCCUUCCCUCUCGUUUCCAAAUCAAAUCCAACGUGCUUUAAUCUCCCCACUUAUAUAAAUAUCCCUCCUUCCACAACACAACAACUGAGUCUCUGAGUCUGAGUCCUCAACUUCUUGCACACAAAUUCCAUGGCUCUUGUUCAGAAACGCCGCCAGCUCAGCCUCCACCUCCCACGCUGCCCCCUCCCUCUGCCACCGACAACCACCACAACGGCUACAACCACCAUCUCCCCCGACCUCGAAAAGCUCCAGGUCCUGGGCCACGGCAACGGCGGCACCGUCUACAAAGUCCACAACAACAAAACCUCCAAAACCUACGCGCUCAAACACAUCCACGCCAACACCGACUCCACCACGCGCCGCCAGAUCCUCCGCGAAGUCGACAUCCUCCGCCGCAUCGACUCCCCCUACGUCAUCAACUGCCACAACAUCACCGAACGCCAAGACGGCGACAUCCAAAUCCUCAUGGAGUUCAUGGACGCCGGCAAUCUCGACACGCUCCUCAAAAAAACCGGCACCUUCUCCGAACCGGUCUUAUCCAACGUCGCCUUUCAAGUCCUCAACGGCCUCAACUACAUCCACACAAACAAAAUCAUCCACCGCGACAUCAAGCCAGCAAAUUUACUCGUAAACUCAAAAUUCGAGAUCAAAAUCUCCGAUUUCGGGGUGAGCAAACUCAUGUGCCGAACCCUCGACCCAUGCAACUCAUAUGUAGGUACUUGCGCGUACAUGAGCCCGGAGCGGUUCGAUCCCGAGACCUACGGGCGUGAUUACAACGGAUACGCGGCUGAUAUUUGGAGUUUAGGCUUGACAUUGCUGGAAUUAUAUUUGGGGCAUUUUCCGCUGUUGUCGCCGGGGCAGAGGCCUGAUUGGGCGACGCUUAUGUGCGCUAUUUGCUUCGGGGAGUCUCCGAGUCUGCCGGAGAGUGUGUCGGGGGAGUUUAGGAGUUUUAUUGAGUGUUGUUUGCAGAAGGAGAGUAGUAAGAGGUGGACGGCUGAGGAGCUGUUGUCUCAUCCGUUUGUGAUGCAGAGUAGUCAGAAAUUGUGAGAGGUCCUUCGGGGAAUUUGUAAAUAUUGUUGGUUUAUUGACUGUUUGUUGUUUUAGAUUUGGGCAAUUGUAAGUUGAGGAACUUGACUAUAACCAGGAUCAUUUUAUGAAUUUUCUUUCAAUUGCAA
Messenger RNA from Daucus carota subsp. sativus, 1185 nucleotides. RefSeq names its product mitogen-activated protein kinase kinase 9. Bases 140 to 1057 code for a protein of 305 amino acids. Lineage: Eukaryota; Viridiplantae; Streptophyta; Magnoliopsida; Apiales; Apiaceae. Gene Ontology annotation, molecular function: ATP binding; MAP kinase kinase activity. The transcript has a single exon. The record is from RefSeq and is a predicted model, not a curated record. Gene Ontology annotation, biological process: protein phosphorylation; MAPK cascade.